UUCACACACAACCUCCUUCUCUCUUACACCUCCUCAUACACAUCUCUCUCUUUAAUCUUCAGCAUAUCAUCAAUCAUGCCUGAGAGAGUCAUCGUCGUCGGCGCCGGCCUUUCCGGCCUGAGUGCUGCGCACACCAUCUACCUCGCCGGUGGCAAUGUUCUCCUCCUCGACAAGAACAACUUCAUGGGAGGCAAUUCCACCAAGGCCACCUCCGGAAUCAACGGAGCCCUGACCCGCACCCAGGUCGACCACAAGAUCCAGGACAGCGUCAAGCAAUUCUACGACGACACAUUCAAGUCCGCCCGUGACAAGGCUCGACCAGAUCUCAUCAAGGUCCUCACAUACCAGUCCGCCGCCGCUGUCGAGUGGCUGCAGGAUGUCUUCAACCUCGACCUGACCCUCGUUUCCCGGUUAGGAGGACACUCCUACCCGCGUACCCACCGUGGCCACGAUGCCAAAUUCCCCGGUAUGGCCAUCACCUACGCGCUCAUGCAGCGAUUCGAGGAGCUGUCCGAGAAAGAGCCAGAGCGUGUAGCCCUCAUCAAGAAGGCCAAGGUCAAGAACAUCAACAUGGACGGCCAGCGUGCCACUGGUGUCACAUAUGAGUUCAACGGCGAGCAGGUCACUGUGGACGGCCCAGUUGUCCUGGCCACCGGUGGUUACGCCGCCGAUUUCACAGAGGACUCGCUCCUCAAGAAGCACAGGCCCGAUACCUUCGACCUCUCCACCACCAACGGCAACCACGCUACCGGUGACGGACACAAGAUGUUGAUGAAGAUUGGUGCCAACGACAUCGACAUGGACAAGGUGCAGGUUCACCCAACUGGUCUGGUCGACCCCAAGGACCCAACCGCAAAGACCAAGUUCUUGGCUGCUGAGGCUCUCCGUGGAGAGGGUGGUCUUUUGUUGAACAACAAGGGAGAGCGAUUCGUCGAUGAGCUCCAGCACCGUGAUUUCGUCUCCAACGAGAUGUGGAAGCAGAAGGAGCAGGGUCUGUGGCCCAUUCGCCUCGUCCUCAACAGCAAGGCAUCCAACACUCUCGACUUCCACACUCGCCAUUACUCCGGCCGUGGCCUCAUGAAGAAGAUGACCGGAGCGGAGCUUGCCAAGGAGAUCGGCUGCGGCGAGCAGGCGCUCAACAAGACAUUCACUGCAUACAACAAGUACGCCAACGGCGAGGAGAAGGAUCCAUACAACAAGAAGUUCUUCCAUAACUUCCCGGUUGAGGUCAACGACGACUUCCACGUCGCCCAGAUGGAGCCCGUGCUCCACUUCACCAUGGGUGGUAUCGAGAUCAACGACCAGGCUCAGGUCCUGAACAACCAGGGCAAGCCUUUCGAUGGUCUGUUCAUCUGCGGUGAGUUGGCUGGUGGUGUUCACGGUGCCAACCGUCUCGGUGGUUCUUCUCUCCUCGGAUGUGUCGUCUACGGCCGUGUUGCGGGUGCCAGCUCAAGCAAGUACCUCAUGCAGCAGGCACUCAACAGCGCCGGUGGCUCCGCCGCGACCCGUGCCGGCCAAAUCAGCCUGCACAUCGACCCAAGCACACCCGGCAAGAUCUCCGUCGAGUGGGGCAACGGUGCCUCUGCUUCAAGCAGCGACAGCGCCGCAGAUAAGAUCAACCAGCAAAAGCAGCACUCCGCUGCACCCGUCAUGGGCAAGAACCAGGAGCCCGGCAAGGUCGAUGAGCCAUAUGACCCAAAGAACUUCAAGGUGCCUGAGAAGGAGUUCAGCUUGGAGGAGGUCGCAAAGCACAACAAGAAGGAGGACCUGUGGAUCGCAGUCAAGGGUAUCGUCAUGGAUGUCACCAACUGGGUUGACGAGCACCCCGGUGGUCCUCAGGCACUGUUCAGCCACAUGGGCAAGGACGCUUCAGAGGAGUUUGAGAUGAUGCACGAUGAUGAGGUUAUUCCCAAGUACGCGAGCUCCAUUGUCAUUGGACGCGUCAAGGACCAGGAGAUCACUCUGGAGUACUAGAGAGACUGAAAACAGCAAGCGAUGAUGGUGACAUUUGAUGGGAGUUGGACUGAUUUUUUGGAGGAUCUCCCGAGCUGGAUAGCUUGAGCGUGUGUGUACAUUUCAGUGUAUCUUUUUCUGAAUGAGAUCUAUCUUCUCGCUGAG
This is a messenger RNA of Zymoseptoria tritici IPO323, 2118 nucleotides long. RefSeq lists its product as uncharacterized. The coding region runs from base 76 to 1974 and encodes 632 amino acids. The transcript has 5 exons. Lineage: Eukaryota; Fungi; Ascomycota; Dothideomycetes; Mycosphaerellales; Mycosphaerellaceae. Gene Ontology annotation, molecular function: FMN binding; oxidoreductase activity. The record is from RefSeq and is a predicted model, not a curated record.